AUGAGUAAAAAUAAACAGAAUGUUAUUGUUCAAGACACGAAACACGUUGAAGUCGAUGACGAUGAUAUAGAGUUUGAAGAAGAGGAAGAUUCAGAUAUUGAAUUAGGAGAAGAUGAUCAAGACUAUGAUCCAACCUUUAAUCCCAAAUUGUAUUCAUAUAUGAGAAGAGUAACUCAACACAAUGCACCAGCGAUCAAUGAUAUCUAUGUAACGAAUAAUGGUAACUUUUUAUACUAUUGCAAACGAGCAAUGAAAUUACUACAAAACAAACAAAUGCAAGAAAUCAAUAUACAUGGCUUGGGUGCUGCCAUCAUCAAAGCAAUCAAAUUAUCUUUAUAUUUGGAAAAAAGAAUACCAGAUAUAGUAAUUGGAGCAUCCACUUCAACAGAGGAAAUUAUUGAUCAUUAUGAUCCAAAUGUAGAUAAAUUAGAACCAGUAUCAAAAAUUAGACAUUGUUCAGCCAUUCAUAUCAAAGUUACAACUAAACCAAAUCAAAUACCUUCAACCAUUUCAAUACCAAAACCAUUAUCAGCAUCAGAAAGAAAGAAAAAGAAAAAGAAGAAUAGUAAUAAUAAUAAUAAUAAUAAUAAUAAUCAAAAUUCAUCAACUUCUAUACCACCUCCUUUGAAUAGCUAG
Messenger RNA from Cavenderia fasciculata, 636 nucleotides. It is a transcript of the gene drpp20, whose product is annotated as RNase P protein subunit. The transcript has 3 exons. Gene Ontology annotation, molecular function: nucleic acid binding. Gene Ontology annotation, biological process: tRNA 5'-leader removal. Gene Ontology annotation, cellular component: ribonuclease MRP complex; nucleus; nucleolar ribonuclease P complex. The record is from RefSeq and is a predicted model, not a curated record. Bases 1 to 636 code for a protein of 211 amino acids. Lineage: Eukaryota; Evosea; Eumycetozoa; Acytosteliales; Cavenderiaceae.